AUUAAUUUCUCAAUAAUAAUUUGUUUCAAUAAAAUACUGAAACUCAUCUAAGCACAAAAAGAGUUUGUAAAUGAAAUAUAGAGCUUGCUUAAUAUAAAUUUAUUACAAAUGGCGCAACCUCCGGCCAGAAAUGUGUACCUUCAAGUCCUUAAAAACUUUAUAAACUCAUUCAAGAUUGGAAGAGCAAAUAUUAAAGCAAACUUUAUUGGAAAAGAUCACCUAGGCAAUAAGUAUUAUGAAACUCCAGGAAAUCCUAGCAUUGGUAAACGCAAAGCGAAUAGAUAUUUUGAGCCAACAAUAAAAGAAAAGUUUGAUCAGGAAUUACCUGCAGAAUGGGAAGCAUGGUUGCGAAAUAGACGCACGGAACCACCAACUGAAGAAGAGAUCAAUCAUAAUUUGAAAAUAAUUGAAAUGAAGCAAAAGAAUUCUAAAUUAAUAGAUGAGAAAUUCAAAACAGACAAGAGUGGUAUUUUGCAAAAGCCGACUACUGGUCUGGAGUCAUUUCCACAGUACUCUGAAUAUCAAUCAUUUCCUGGAGAUGAUAAAAAAUAAAUAGAAAAUAUGUAAUAUAGAACAAUCUGCAAAUCAAUUGUGAUGUAAAUAAUUUAAUAAGAAAUUGUUUAUUGUAGUAAUUGUAUAAUA
Molecule: messenger RNA, 642 nt
Organism: Ctenocephalides felis (cat flea)
Lineage: Eukaryota; Metazoa; Arthropoda; Insecta; Siphonaptera; Pulicidae
Product: NADH dehydrogenase [ubiquinone] 1 alpha subcomplex assembly factor 2
Exons: 1
Coding region: 109-552 (147 amino acids)
Biological process (GO): mitochondrial respiratory chain complex I assembly
Cellular component (GO): membrane
Source: RefSeq, a predicted model, not a curated record